This is a messenger RNA of Harpegnathos saltator (Jerdon's jumping ant), 2034 nucleotides long. It is a transcript of the gene Mtpbeta, whose product is annotated as mitochondrial trifunctional protein beta subunit. Lineage: Eukaryota; Metazoa; Arthropoda; Insecta; Hymenoptera; Formicidae. The record is from RefSeq and is a predicted model, not a curated record. The transcript has 8 exons. Bases 134 to 1540 code for a protein of 468 amino acids. Gene Ontology annotation, biological process: fatty acid beta-oxidation. Gene Ontology annotation, cellular component: mitochondrion. Gene Ontology annotation, molecular function: acyltransferase activity, transferring groups other than amino-acyl groups.
UACUCCCUGCUAAGAUCUGUCACGAAUCAAAGUCCAAGUUCAACGUCGUACAUUUCUUAAUCACAAUUUAGUAUUGUAAGUUUCAAUAUUUAGCGCUUCAGGCAAACAUAAUCUAAUUUAUAUUUUAUUCAAAAUGUUUCCUUUAUUGAGGAAUUGCCUGGUGGCAAAGCAUAAGAUCGUCAAUUUUGAAAUCCUUGUUCGUUGUUCUGGUAUUUCUGCAAGUAAGACAUAUUCUACAAAAAGUAAUAAUGGCCCAAAAAACAUUGUAUUUGUUGAUGGAGUACGGACUCCAUUUUUACAGUCUGGAACGCAAUAUAAAAAUCUCCUAGCAUAUGAUCUUGCAAGGCACUCGUUGGUGAGCUUGCAAAAGAAAAUCAACUUUCCCAAGGAGAUUGUAGAUUAUAUUGUAUAUGGUACAGUAAUGCAAGAAGUACGGACUUCUAAUAUUGGAAGAGAAGCUGCUCUAGCUGCAGGAUAUAGUGAACAUACUCCUGCACAUACAGUAACAAUGGCUUGUAUUAGUAGUAAUCAAGCUAUCACUACUGCUAUGGGCUUAAUCGCCUGUGGUGUUUAUGAUGCCAUUGUGGCAGGAGGAGUCGAGUUUAUGUCGGAUAUCCCAAUUAGGCACAGUCGACGCAUGAGAUCUUUGAUGCUGCAAGCCAACAAGGCAAAAACGUUGAUGAACAAAUUUACUCUUUUGGCUAGUAUUAGACCGGCUCAUUUCAUACCUGAUCUGCCAGCUGUAGCAGAAUUUUCAACUGGUGAAACUAUGGGACAUUGUGGAGAUCGGUUAGCAGCGGCUUUCGGCGUGACGCGUAAGGAACAGGACGAAUAUGCAUUACGUUCUCAUACUUUAGCCGCACAAGCUCAGCAACAGGGAAAUCUGUCGGAUGUGAUACCUUUUAAAGUGCAAGGUGUCGAUCAAGUUGUGGACAAAGAUAACGGUAUUCGUGUAUCUACGGAGGAGCAAAUGGCGAAAUUGAAACCAGCCUUUGUGAAACCAUAUGGUACAGUUACUGCGGCUAAUGCGUCUUUUUUGACCGACGGCGCCUCUGCGGCGUUGAUAAUGACCGAGGAAAAGGCUCUUCAACUUGGAUUGACACCUAAAGCGUAUUUACGAAAUUUUACCUAUGUGUCUCAAGAUCCGGUCGAUCAGUUACUUCUUGGUCCAGCGUACGCAAUACCAAAGGUACUGAACAAAGCAAAAUUAAGCAUGAAGGAUAUAGGAGUGUGGGAGGUACACGAAGCAUUCGCCGCACAAAUCUGCGCUAAUCUGAAAGCAUUAGAUUCAGAUUUGUUUGCACAACAAUUCCUCAAGAAGAGCGAAAAGAUCGGUAUACCCGAGCUGAACAAGUGGAACACAUGGGGUGGAUCUUUGUCACUUGGUCAUCCAUUCGCCGCUACUGGAGUACGAUUGGCAACGCAUACUGCUAAUCGACUCAUAAAGGAAGAUCAGCAAUUCGGUCUUAUUUCGGCCUGUGCUGCCGGUGGACAGGGUGUUGGAAUGAUCAUGGAAAGAUACCCUGGAGCAAAAAUCUGACCUUUAGAGAAAUGCAGGAGAUAAUAUUUAGAUAUUAGAUAUAUUUAGAUAAGAUGGAUUUUUUUCGACAAAUAGAAACAAAUUGGUUUUUUUUACUGGAAGGAGAGAGGAAAAAAUAAUUUACAAAGAAAUAUAAAUGUUUGAAACGAUUGCGAGCUUUGUAAUGCGACGACAGAUAAAGUAACUCCUGGUGAGUAUUCCUCUACAAAGUUUGCAUCCAAUACUCCUCCUGCUAAUGUUUUGUCUUGUUCAUCUGUUGAUGGUGUAUUUAUAAGAGCCACAGUACAGCCUACAGCGUAAUUCUGUAAUCAGAUAAAUAUCUUGAGUUACUUAGAGAGUUUUUACUUUUAAUUAUUCAUAAAACUUUACUUUUAAUUAUGUAAAAGUGUUUCCAUAACUACCUUAAUCGGGAUUCCAGCGUCGAUCAAUGCGAGCGUUGCUGCGUUUACAGAUGCGCAAUAAUCACUACCGUCGACUUGUAAAAUCUCUACAAA